Messenger RNA from Glycine soja, 1606 nucleotides. RefSeq names its product mitogen-activated protein kinase kinase kinase 17-like. Bases 358 to 1383 code for a protein of 341 amino acids. The transcript has a single exon. NCBI's taxonomy places the organism in Eukaryota, Viridiplantae, Streptophyta, Magnoliopsida, Fabales, Fabaceae. The record is from RefSeq and is a predicted model, not a curated record. Gene Ontology annotation, biological process: protein phosphorylation. Gene Ontology annotation, molecular function: ATP binding; protein kinase activity.
GGUACGAUAGUUCAGCCAAAUUAGGAAAAACAAAAACACUUGCUUGGUGAGAAAAAUAUCCUCGCCUAUCACGUGCUUCAAUCACCCCACGAAUAUUGAAGCAUUUUCGUUGCUCCUAUUUCUUUUUCUCUAAUUAAAUAUCUUUAUAUAAUUUCCCGAGACGGCUUGAGGCUUAGGUCAUUGAAUAUCAACCAUAUUUCCCCAUAUAUAUAUAUAGAACCGUUGCUUAUUCUUGGAGGCCACCACCACAGUUCACACUUUCUUUGUUUCUUAUUGAGUUUUUGGCUUCUCACUUCUUUUUUUCUUUCACACUCUCAACGAAGUGAUUUAUAACAGUGUUUAAUUGAAAUUCCAAACAUGGAUUGGGUUCGAGGAGACGCUGUCGGACGAGGAAGCUUUGCUACCGUUAGUUUAGCUAUUCCAACGACGAAUUACAAUCAGUUUCCGUCUCUAACCGUGGUUAAGUCCGCUGACGCUCAAACCUCGUGCUGGCUCAGAAACGAGAAACACGUGCUGGAUCGCCUAGGUUCGUGUCCGAGGAUAAUUCGCUGCUUCGGAGAUGACUGCAGUUUCGAGAACGGCGUCGAGUACUACAAUUUGUUCCUCGAAUACGCCGCCGGCGGGAGUCUCGCCGACGAAUUGAGGAACCACGAUGGCAGGAUUCCCGAGCCUCAGGCUCGGGAAUACACGAGGGACAUCGUGGAGGGUUUGAGCCACGUGCACAAAAACGGGUUUGUUCACUGCGAUAUAAAGCUGCAGAACAUCCUCGUAUUCGAGGACGGAAGGAUUAAAAUUGCGGAUUUCGGCCUCGCGAGGGAGGCAGGGGAGAGACAGGGGAAGAAGAGUGAAUGCAGGGGGACUCCGAUGUUUAUGUCGCCGGAGCAAGUGACCGGCGGCGAGUGUGAAUCGCCCGCGGAUAUAUGGGCUUUGGGAUGUGCAGUUGUGGAGAUGGUGACCGGGAAACCGGCGUGGCAGGUGGAGAAUGGGUCGAGCAUGUGGUCGCUGUUGCUUCGAAUUGGGGUGGGACAAGAGGUUCCCGAGAUCCCUAAUAAUUUGUCCGAAGAUGGAAAAGAUUUCAUUGAAAAAUGUUUCAUUAAGGAUCCUAAGAAGAGGUGGAGCGCAGAAAUGCUAUUGAAACACCCUUUUCUACUCAACGAUGACACUGUUUCAUUUAAGCGCGUUCAUGAGUCGCCCAGAAGCCACUUUGAUUUCCCCGAUUGGGUUUCUAGCGUGGCGAAUUCGCUUCCCAGUUCGCCGGAAUUUCAAGAAAAGUGGGGUUUUGAUGAUGAGUUCUGUUCGCCGGAGGACCGGCUCCGGCAGCUUUUGACUGUUAAUCGGCCGGCGAGUUGGUCGGAAUCAGAUGGGUGGAGUAGUGUUAGGUGAAAUUGGGGGUUUUCAAGAUUGUUCAACGAAAUGGUUCGAUUUUGAUUAUAUUCAGAUUCUUUGAUUUUUAAUUGUUGUAAAUUGGGUAGGAUAUACAUACAUACACAUUACAUUCAUGAUUUGUGAACUGACUUUGAUGGAAGAGUUUUAACUUGUGCCGGUUGUGGCCCGUUGUACAGAGGCUCAUUCUGCCGUAUAAAUACCAUGGUUUUGCUUUUACUCA